AUGUCAGUGUCAGAUGCACCAUCGGAGUUGGAGCAGUGGGAUUUGGUGACUCAUGCUUCUUCGGAGCCCCAGAACAAGAAUGACAAGCUAGCCAGCACAGUUUAUCAUGAGAUCAAAGGCCUAAGGGCUCUCCGGCAUGAGUUCUUCACAUGGGUUGCUUCUGAGAUAGGGGAGGACCCAACGGUUGCCUAUGCUGAGAACUUUGGGGACAUUCCGACUGUGCAGCCAGAGAAGGAGGGCGUGGUGGCAGCGGGGUAUGUGAGGUUGUCCUCUUUUUCCUUUGCUGAUGAUGCUGGGCUGACUGGCGCACCGGAAAUGGAGAAAGCACGCCUUCUUCUUGGAUUGAUUUGCGCCUACGGCUUUGAUACUUCGGAUGAAGUGGUGAAAGCUCAAUGGAAAGCUGGUGAUGCCAUUGGUGAAGGGCAGAUCUUGUUCUUGAAAGGCCACUUUGAGUGCAGCAACUUGGCAGCACUGAAGGGUGUCUUGCUGCCAGCCACUUGGUCUGGCAGCAAGAAGGGUGUCUUGCUGCCAGCCUACUGGUUCUACAACUUGCGGGUGGCCGUCAAAGGUCAAAUUCGGACAGCUCCCACUGCUGUGACUUGGGUAAACAGCUUGCUGGAGUUAGCAAAAACUGGAGACAAGGACCUGCAGGGCACUUUGAAUGCUUGGAAUGCGCAGGCACCAAAGUCUGACAGGGUGCUGGGCGCAAAGUUCCUCACUGUGAAGAACCUUUUGGAUCUUCCUACUGAGUGCCGCAAUGCAAUUUUCGCCUACAUCAACAAAUGGGGCUGUCCAUACAGUGAAGAAUUGCUCUCCAGCAAGAAACUACUGCUCAGCUUCAGCUUCAAGACUUUGAAAGUACCCAAGACUUCGCCGUGGGCUGGCCAUUGGUCCAAGGUCACAAAGGAGGCAUUGAAUCUCUGGGUUGAAUGCUUGAAUGCAAAAUGGGACAGAACACAAAGGGCAGGACGAAGGCAGCCAACCAAAUCGGAGGGUGAAAACCUUCUGGAGCAGUGUUACUUGGUUCUUAUUUGCCUGAUUGUUUCAAUGUCGUGA
Messenger RNA from Cladocopium goreaui, 1056 nucleotides. The record is from the annotation of a GenBank genome assembly. NCBI's taxonomy places the organism in Eukaryota, Dinophyceae, Suessiales, Symbiodiniaceae.